CUUACAAAAAAUUCUCCAUUGUGCUUCAGCUGUAUAUGGGUCAUGCGCACUAAAGCAGAACUAUAAAUUGUCCUAAUACUGUGGAUUUUUUUGUUUACGAGAUGUUCAGCAGCUGAAACUUUACAAAUACUUAUUUUCUGGAUUAUUGCUCAAAAAUAAAUUUAUCAAAAGUAUCCUUCUAUGCAAAAAAUCUCCUUUUGUCGUUAGAAUUAUGCAUAGUUUGAUAAGAAUAAGUCAGUUGUUGGUACUGGUGAUUACAUUAAGUGAAGCAUUAAAGUAUGCGGCUGCUGUCAAACGUGGACCCCAUCAUCCGCGCAGUGAACGCAAGGUGGACCAGCAUUUAACCCAUGAGGAGCACCGCAUUGAAGAUGAUUUAAAGGAGAUGGGCAUACAAGCCUCUGUGGAGAAUAUGUCAGAGGAGGAGAAGAAUUUUUAUUAUUUUAAGAUUCACGAUGGCGACAAUAACAACGCUUUGGAUGGUUUAGAACUUCUGCAGGCAGCUAUGCAUCAAGAUGAACAUUUCAAGACCAUUGACCGUGAUAAUUUCAUACAGAAAGCUAAUGAUGAGCUGAAUCACAUCAUAGAUGUGAUUGAUGAAUUCCUGGUGAUUGCCGAUGCCAAUAAAGAUGGCUUUCUACACUACAACGAAUAUGUUCGAGCAGUAACUGGUACCAGCGACUAGUAUAGGUCUUAUUAAAUAUGAAGAAAAAAAAACCACAGAAAUCCUUAACUUCCGCAUUUAUUGUUUGAGAUUAAAGUAAAUGCCAAAGACUGUUUUUGGGAAAAGUAUGCCUAAACCUUGAUGGCGACCCUAUACUGGGAAUAAUUUGGAUGCCAAAACCCACCUUGAAGGAUAAGCAUAUCUCAAACAUUUAAAAAACUCGAAAUAUUUUUUAAAAAAAAGUAUGAAAAAUUAAGCCAAGUUUUUAUAUAAAAUUUAAUUUUUAAUGUUAUCGUUAUGUUGAAAUUUCUAUAAAAACUAACAUUUAAUGCUCACAAAAUCUACAAUACAAUAA
This is a messenger RNA of Stomoxys calcitrans (stable fly), 1016 nucleotides long. Its product is annotated as multiple coagulation factor deficiency protein 2 homolog. The transcript has 4 exons. NCBI's taxonomy places the organism in Eukaryota, Metazoa, Arthropoda, Insecta, Diptera, Muscidae. The coding region runs from base 212 to 682 and encodes 156 amino acids. The record is from RefSeq and is a predicted model, not a curated record.